Molecule: messenger RNA, 925 nt
Organism: Phoenix dactylifera (date palm)
Lineage: Eukaryota; Viridiplantae; Streptophyta; Magnoliopsida; Arecales; Arecaceae
Source: RefSeq, a predicted model, not a curated record
CCCCCUCUCCUCCUGCCCCUUGGCAGCCUCCUUCUUGUCCUCCCCUUCUUCGUCCUCCUUCUCCUCCCCCUCUCCGGCGGCCUCGUUCUCCUCCUCCACCUUUUCCUUCAAAGCGGACGGUGCCGCCGAAGAGAUGGCUCUCCUCUCUCAUCCUAAGCCCUUGGGAGUGCUCGACGGAUCGAAGGAGGAAAACCAAAUUUUCUCGCCUUUUCACUCCAAUCCCUCCUUUGAUCCGACCCUCGAGGCUGGAUGGAUCGAUCCGUGACUCUUUUUGUUGAUCCACGACGCUCGCUCCAUUUCUCAGCAAACUAGGGUUUGUUCCGGUUCUUGUCGACCUUCGACUCGCGGCAUGGCCUCCAAGCAGUCGGCUCCUGGCAGAUCUCCCCCCUCUGCUCAAGUGGUUGGGAAUGCCUUUGUUCACCAAUACUACCAUAUCCUUCACCAGUCUCCGGAGCUCGUCUACUACUUCUGCCUAGAGAACAGCAAGCUCGUUCGCCCAGAGGACCAGGGCAUGAUGAGUUUGAUCACCACCAUGCAAGCGAUCAACGAGAAGAUACUGUCUAUGGACUACAGAGAGUUCGAGGCAGAGAAGAAGACGGUGGAUGCUCAGGAAUCGCUUGAUGGUGGGGUGUUCCUCCUCGUUACUGGGUACCUCACAGGGAAGGAUAACAUCAAGAGAAGCUUCACUCAGUCUUUCUUCCUUGCCACCUAGGAUAAAGGUAGUAAUGUCUUGAAUGAUAUAUUUAGAUUUGUGGAAGAGGUUGAUGAGGAGUAGGGGACCUCUGGGUUGGUGAAUGGCACUGGUGUGACUCUACUUGAUAUUCUUCUUUGGAUGACAUUGGGUUUCAUUGUGGAAUUUCUUCUAUAAUAUUUAACUAUCAUGUUCUUUGGACAAAUUGUAAUGAAUUCUUUCUUUGUUUCUUUA